AUGAUGAAAGACAGAACAGAUGAAAAUCCUGAUGUAGCUGACAAACCGGUGGAUCUCGAUGAUGUCUUGGCCAACGAACUCGGCCAGUUCGGCUACUUCCAGUUAAGGAACAUCAUUCUGGUGAUCAUACCGAUAAUGAUGUCUGCGUUCAUGAGUGAAUAUGUGUUUUCUGCAGCAGCUAUACCGCAUCGGUGUCAAAUACCUGAAUGUGGUGAGGAAGAUAUGUUCCAAGAAUAUAAUCAAAAUUGGAUCAGCAAUGCUGCUCCCAAAACUGGUUAUGGCAUUUCUUACUGUACAAGAUAUGCUCCCCAAGGCGAAAGCAUGUAUGGAUCGAUAGAGUACUGCCCCGCUACUCUGUUUAAUAUGAACAAAACUAUCGCUUGUGAAGGAUAUGUUUACGCUAACAACAAUUCAGUUGUAUAUGACUUUGAUCUUGGAUGUCAAGAUUGGUUGAGAGCUUUGGCGGGAACUCUUAAUAGUGCUGGUAUAUUGCUAGCAAUGCCAAUAACAGGGUACGUCUCAGACCGUUACGGACGAAAACUGGCGUUGGUCGUCAGCGUAUUCAAUUUAAGCCUCUUCGGUCUCAUCAGAGCCUUCUCAACAAAUUACUUAAUGUAUCUGAUUCUUCAAAUAGUUCAAACAACGCUUGGUGCGGGUACCUUCAGCUCUGCUUAUAUUUUUGCUGCUGAACUAGUUGGGCCAAAAUACCGAGUGGCUGUCAGUGCGACUUUAUCCUCGAUAUUUGCUCUCGGGGAAGUCAUUCUUGGUACUAUAGCAUGGCUUGUCCAGCCUUGGAGAUAUAUGUUGAUUGCUCUCCACGUUCCCGGUUUCCUGGUUAUACUUUACUGUGGAGUAUUAUCAGAAAGCAUUCGAUGGUUGCUAUCAAAAAGAAAGUUUGACGAGGCUAGGAAGAUUUUAGAAAAUGUUGCCAGAAUAAAUAGAACACGGAUAAGUAACAAGUCCUUGGAAGCGUUGAUAAAUAUACCACAGCAACCACUUGAAAAGGAGGGAAAACCUAAUUUGUUCCAUGCGAUAAUUAACUCUCCCAUAUUGCUAAGAAGAGUAUUGACUACUCCUGUCUGGUGGAUAACUACAAUAUUUGUGUAUUACGGUCUAUCAAUCAACUCAGCACAUCUCUCUGAGACCAUGUACCUGAACUUUAUUUUGACCUGCAUCAUCGAAAUCCCAGGGUUUUAUACGGCUGUCUUGGUGAUGGACAGAACCGGACGGAAACUAACACUAUCCUCCGGCUUCUUUUUUAGCGCUAUAUGUAAUAUAGCCUUUGUAUUUAUACCAUACAACUUAUCCAUUACCCGUUUGGUAUUUUUUCUUCUUGGGAAGUUCAGUAUUUCUAUGGUGAUGACGUCAUUGUAUUUAUACACCUCCGAGCUUUACCCAACGGAGUAUCGCCACAGUUUACUAGCAUUCUCAUCAAUGAUUGGACGUAUUGGAGCUAUUACAGCGCCAUUAACUCCAGUACUUAUGUCUUAUUGGUAUGGGACACCGUGUAUGAUGUUUGCCACUAUGGGAGUUAUAUCAGGCUUACUAGUUUUAUCACAACCAGAAACCUUAGGAACAAAGAUGCCUGAUACAUUGGCUGAAGCUGAGAAACUUGGUAGAAAUGUCGACCCGGGAAGAAGCUCACGGUGA
Messenger RNA from Danaus chrysippus (African queen), 1650 nucleotides. The record is from the annotation of a GenBank genome assembly. Lineage: Eukaryota; Metazoa; Arthropoda; Insecta; Lepidoptera; Nymphalidae.